CGAGAGAGCAGCAGCUGAAAACAUAUGAUUUUUGUUUGUGUUGUUGUUUUUGCGCGCGCUCUGCGGAACGAGUGAGAAGGCGGAACGCGAGGAGCGACAGGAACGAGUGGCAUUUGUUGCUGUUGUUGUGCUUCAGCUGCUGGCUGAUUCAACCAACGGAACAGAAACAACAACGCAAGUGUUGACAACAGAGCGAAAGAGCGGCGAAAGCGGAGAAAAAGAGGCGACAGAUUCGAUCCCAGACGCAGUGUCUCCGGGAGAGCCAGAACAGUGAGCGAAAUAAGAGCGGGAGCAAGACUGCCAAACAACCUCCUUCCCCCCCCUAUAUACACAAACACACACCCACUGCCAGCCCCCCUGUCCUCCAGUGUGGAGGCACUGCAUCAUUGGCAGCAGCUGUGGUAGCAGCUAGAGAGGAGCGAUUCAGGAGCUAACCGCCCAGCAACCGCCGCCGUAUCAUGUCCGCGGACUCUCCACGCCGCCAUCCCACCGGCGUGGUCGGUUCCGGCCUUGGACAGGGCUCUUCCGUCUCCGGAUCGGGUUCCGGUUCCAAUCACGGUCAUGUCUCCGGUUCUGGCUCGAGAACGGGUACGCUGCCCGCCAUUGUGCCGCCGCAGACCGUGUCGGAUCGCUCCAUUCUGGACUCGGCCAUUGGUUUCAUCAACGAUGUGACCUUGGCCAAUCAGCCGGUUCAGGAUCCCAAGGACACCAUCACCUGGGCCCGAUUCGAGACAUGUGCGGAUGUCAGCGAUCCACGUUUCGGCGACGACUGGGAGCUAGAGGGAAAUGCGGCACCACCGCUGCUUCUGAUCCUCGGCUACGGACUGGGCGUCCAGGUUUGGGCCAUACCCGCGAACGGUGAAGCCGUGGAGGUGCUAUCGUGGCGUCACGGUGUCGUCACUGCCCUGCGAGUCUUACCCACACCGGCGACGGCAGCAGCUCUGGACGAGAACGGCCGGGCAGAUGAGCCCGUCGAUGCCUUCGCAGAGAAGCGUCCCCUGGUGGCUCUUGUCGAUGGUGGCAGUGCAGCGGCCAGUGGUCUCCUUGCUGGCAAUUCCGGAAUGGGCAUGGGCGGCGGCGGCGGAAUCAACACAGUCGGUGGCUCCGGCGGCAUUGGAGGUGGCGGCAGUGGUGCCGUUUCGGCAUCCGCUCAAUUCAGUGCCGUGAACUUUCUGUCGCUGAAAACUGGUGUCCAGGUCAAGACGAUCAAGUUCAAGAACGCCGUGCUGGACAUCCAGGCGAACAGAUCGGCGGUGGUCAUUACGUUCCACGAACGGAUAGCCGUCUUCGAUGCCAGGACACUGGAGGACCGUCUAACCAUUACCACCUGCUAUCCCAGUCCGGGGAUUAAUCCUAAUCCCAUUGCGCUUGGUCCACGCUGGCUGGCAUACGCGGAGCACAAGCUGUUGCACUCCAAGCGCAGUGGCGGCGGAUGUGACGGCGAGGGCGUGCCCAGCUAUACGGCAACAGUGCUCAAUGCGGCCAAGUCCCUUGGCAAAGGGCUGCGCGAACUGGGCGAGCAGGUGGCCGCCGGAUUGACUGGUACCACAGCCGGCAGCGGCGCCAGCUCUAAGAGUAGCAGCUUCGAUUCGGCCAGCGGCGGCCCGGAUGCCAAGCAGUCGGGCGUUGUUACCAUCAUCGAUGUGAAGCAUCCGGUGAAGGAUUAUAGCCCCACGUCGGGCACACCUCUGAGCUCAACGGGCGGCUCACAGGCGGCCGGUGAUCCGAUUGUCGCACACUUUCUGGCCCAUAGCGAGGCACUGGUGGCCAUGGAGUUUGACAGCUCGGGCAUGCUGCUGCUCACUGCCGAUCGGCGUGGCCAUGAUUUCCAUGUGUUCCGCAUCCAACCGCAUCCGGUGGGUCCUAGCCUGGCCGCCGUACAUCAUCUGUAUGUGCUGCAUCGCGGUGAUACCAGCGCCAAAGUGCAGCACAUUGCCUUCUCGCUGGACUCGCGUUGGGUGGCCGUCUCCACGCUGCGUGGCACUACCCACGUCUUCCCCAUAACGCCCUACGGCGGCGCCAUGGGCGUGCGUACGCACACCUCGCUGCAUGUGGUGAACAAGCUGUCCAGGUUCCAUAGGAGCGCCGGCUUGGGAGCGGAUGGUCGCUCCAGCUCACCGAUUUCGCACUCGGAGAGCACGACAUUUGUGCAGUCACUGCAGCCGUACCAUAAUCCCACAUUGCCGCCGUAUCCACGGCCGGCGGUGGUGCAGCCAUUGGCUCAGCUGCGACAGCCCUUCACAUUGGGAUCACCGCCAGGAUCAGCGGGCUUAGGAUCGGGAGGAGGAGGAGGUGGAGGCGGUGGCGUCGGCAGCAUGGGCGGUGGAAUAAGUUCUGGCGUUCAUGGAGGCGUUGGCGGUGGCGGCAGCAGCAGCCAACGGCAGCGACAGCGUCUGUCCUCGCUGUCGGAUGACAGCGGCAAGCCGCUGAGCGUAUGCUCCAUCUUUGCCAAGUCGAGAUCUUGGCUACUGGAGCCACCGAUGGCGACACGAGAGCAGCCGCAUCGCGUCCAGCGCAAGGCGGUCGACUCGCUCUUCGUAAUGGCCGGCCACGGGGCGCUUAUCCAGUAUGAUCUGGAUACGAAGCUAGCCUCAAAUGUUGCCAAAGAGAAGAUAUGUGAUGACACGCCCAUCGAGCUGGAGGUGGAGGCACGUGCCCAGUGGAAUCUGGGGCGACGCAAGGAUGGAUCUCAAGAAAUCAUACCACCGCUGGGGCUGGACAAUUGGCUGAUCAAGGACCGCCAUGCCAGCCUGCUGCUGGACAGCGCCCAUCAAUUCGACGAGCCGGACGAGCGGGCCGAGAGCUGGCUGGCCCAGGUGGAGAUCAUAACGCACGCAGGUCCCCAUCGCCGUUUGUGGAUGGGGCCGCAGUUCGUCUUUAAGAACUAUAAUACGCCCAGCGGUUCCAAUCUAAACCAUGUGGAUGCCGAGGCAGUGGAGAUUGGCGUCACCAAGACUUCAACCACCACUUUGCCCUCGACGGCAGCUAAUGCCUCAGCAUUGGGACCAGGUGCGCUGGGCGUGGGUGGAGUCAAGGAUCGAUCCAGUCCGUUGAAUAUGCCUUUAAGUGCCGCCACUUCGGUGGGAGCAGCUGGCAUCGGGGGCUCGUCGGCGAUGACCGGUCGCAGUGGAUCCGGCGUGCCAGUGCUCAUCGAAUCGGGAUCGUACAGCAGCAUAGAGCAGAGUCCCAAGUUGAUGGAUCGCUUCCGACAUGGCCACUUGGAUUCGGACUACGGGCAUGGGGACACUCGUCUCAAGGAGGAUCUAGCGGAUGCCAUGCGUGAAUCACCCUCGACAGCUGCUGCACGGCGUGAGACAACGGAUCACCAGGCUCCUUCAUGCGGAGAUCCUGCUGCUGCUGGUGGUGCUGGUGCUGCCACUGCUGCAGGCUUGACUUCCUCGCCGCUGGCUUCCUUGGAGGCAGCGACGACGACGGCACCCACAGCCACCGCCUCGACCUGUGAUAAUGCCUGCUAUUACGAUGCCCUCGCCGAGCACGAGAGCCUUAACGAGCUGGACGAUUCGGAGGAUACGGAGGAGGCAAUGCAGCACAUGGACUCUGGAUCAUCAACGAUUUCCGCUCUGGCCUCCGUUUUGCCCAACAUUUGCAGCUAUUCGCGUGUAGAGAAAAUGGUGAAUCCCUUGGGAACGGUCACCGAUCUCAAUGCGGGCAUUUCCGGUGAACUGCAAACGGAUAUGCUGGACGAGGUGGUGGGUCAGCUGGCCGCCGAGGAUACCGUCAUCCAUGAGAACUGUGACGAGGCUCUCUUCCGUCCAGUGGUGGCCAUUUUUUGCAAUGAUCCCACUGAACGUCAAAAGUUGCUCCAACGCAAUCGGGAUGAUAACCCAGAGCAGGCUGCCAACUGUCAGCCGCCGGUGGUGCUGGCCAAUAAGCUAAUUGUUCCUGUGAUUGCCAAGGAAGUGGACGAGGUGUUGGUCCAGAAGGAGAAGCAAAAGUCGCAGAAGCAAUCGCACAAGGCGCAGCAGCAGCAGCAACACCAGCAGCAACAGCAGCAGCAGCAACAGCAGCAUCAACAGCAGCAGAAGUCUCUCCGUUCUCUGGCCGCUGCCGAAGAUGCAGCUCAAGCCCAGAAAUUCGCCGAGUUAUCGCAUCUCAACAAGCCAAAGGGCAACAACAACAAUAAAACUGCCAGCCAGAAGAGCGGAAGUUGCACCUCCGAGGACGAGAGUGCUCCAGCCAUAGCCAGUGGCAAAUCAUCCUCCAAGAAGACCAAGGGUGGCAACAACAAGCAGCCAAAAGCCAGCGGGAAAGUCACCGAGACAGCGAUUAUAGUGGAGAAGCGGAAGAGUCCAGAGCCGGAGCCAGAGCCAGAGCCAGAACCAGAACUGGAGGUAGAACCAGAGCAGGUGCUGGACUCCGAUCUGGAAUCAGAUCAUGCUGAUAGCUUGCUGGCCAACAAGCGAAGCAUUGCCGCCGUAAUGGUGAGCAGUGCCAGUGCCCAGGGCUUGAGCCUGCAUGUGGAGACGUGUACUACAAAUGCAGAAGACGAGGAGGAGCCGGAGGAGGAGGAGCAGCAGCAGGAUUGCGAGGAGCAGGAGCAGCUAGAGGUGAAGCUAAACAAGAAGCAGGAGAAGCCUCAAGUUCAAGAGCUGCCUGUAGGAAAACCUACUCGAACACCGAACACGAAAGAGAAGCCAAGGAAUCCGGAGCCAGAAAAGAUUUUAAAGCCGGUGCAGAGUGUCCAGCCAGUGGACAUUUUCACUUCCGAGGAACCUGUAGUUACGGUUAAAUUGCCACCCAAAACAGAAGAGGCGUCCUCUGAUGAUACCAAGAAGAAGGUGAACGAGAGUUCCAAAAAGGCAAAACCAGAGACAGGGGGCAAGAAGCCAAAGGAGAAUCCGAAUCUGGACAAGAAGGGUGCUGAAACCAAGAGUCAGGAGGCAAAGGAGGCGCUCAGAAAAAAGAGCGAAGCUCCUGUUAAGGAAGAAAUCAGAACUGUAGCACCCGUGGACAACGGAAAGAAGGAGAUGAAGGACGCGAAGGAGAAGUUCACUCAACAGAAAGAGAAACCGGAGCCAGUCAAGGAGAAAUCCCCAGAGAAGGAGAAACCUAUAGAGAAGGAGAAACCUGUAGAGAGGGAGAAACCCUUGGAGAAAUUAAAACCCGGUGAGAAGGUAAAAGCCACAGAGAAGGAGAAACCAAGCGACAAAUCUCUCGAGAAGGAAAAGACACUCGAAAAGGAGAAGCCGCUGGAAAAGGCAAAGCUUUCCGAAAAGGAAAAACUCUUGGAGAAGUCCUCAUCGGUUACUCCUCCACCCACAAGCUAUGUGGUAAAGGUGGUGGAGGAACCAGCACCAGCAGCAGCACCUGUAUCCAUCUCGAAACCAACUCCUCCGAUUCCCAGUCCUUGGAAGAUUGUCACGGAGGUCGUACCAACCCCCAAGCAGCUCUCUGCUGCUGUCCAGGACUAUCCCAGUCUGGGCAAGGCAGCCGGCAAGUCGAGUCCGGAGAAGAAGCGAGAUGAGAAAUUGCUCCCAGGAUUGGUUACGCCCCCGAAAGAGGAGCCAAAGCCGACUGGAACAACUUCCCGCUCCUCCUCGGUGAAGGACAACUUCGAAGACUUUCUCAGCGGCCUGAAGCCACUUGAAGAGCUGCCCCCACUGCCAGCCCUGGAGCCACUUGAAGUCCAGGAGGUGGCGGAGUCGUCGUCGAAGAGGGAUGCGGAGCCAACGCAGCUAAGUCUCAUUAAUUUCGAGAGUCCGUUGCAGGAGAAUGCCGCUAUUCCGAGGCGGAUAUCGCCACCACCACGGGGCUUUACCGAACAGAACCUGAUCCUGGCGCUCUGCGGUUCCCUGCACUAUGAGAACGAGCAGGAGCGGCUCCGGGAGACCGGGACGGAGCUGCUGGUAACCGAACCAGAGCCAGAACCAGAGGAACCAGAACCGGAGCCAGAGGAACAGAGCUACAUACCCCUGGAAGCGAUUUCAUUGUCAUCCCUGCAAAAGUCCACCUCCACAUCGAACAACUCGUCGGGUUCCGAGGAAAUUGUCAUCAUGGAGGGACCCGCCAAGAAGCUGAGCAAGAAGCACAAACGACUGAAGCAACUCCAGUUGCAGCAGCAGCAGCGGGAUCGCGAAAGGGAGCCAGAUGAUGAGGAACUGCGUCCGCUGAUCAGCAUCAGCAUGUGCGAUUCCCAAGUGGAGAUGCAAAAGCUGGCCAAAACCCUCUCGGGUGAUGAUGACGAGCGGGAAAAGGAUCUAGAGCUGGAGCUGGAACUGGGGCAGCUCGAGGAGCCGGAGCAAUCACUGCCCGAGGAUCUGCUGCAUUUUGGCAGCAGUGGUGCGGCCCUGGCUGUUACAACGGACAGCGAGGGGCCCGUGCCGGCCACCACAUCCGAUGACAAUCUGACCUACGGCCAGCAGUCCUCAUCCGUCAGCAGUGCCGCACCGCACAAGCUCAAGACCAAGAAGCUGGAGCACAAGAUUAAUCUAAUUGCGGCCAUAGAGGCGGCCACCUCGUCGUCCACAUCCUCGGCGGAGGAGAGUAGCGUGGAGACGACGCUACAUCCGGAUACCACAGGCCUGGGCCUUGGUUUGCCUUCGAGCAGUGCCUCUGGCGGAGCCAUUGGCUCCGGCUUGGGUGCUAGUUCCGGAGGCAAUGCUGCCUCCUCGAGCCUGACCAAUGCCGAAGGAGGUGGAGUCGGUGUUGGCGGCACUGGUGGCGUCACCUCGGUGGGCGUGACCAGCCCGCCGAGUGCCACAAAGAAGAAGACAAAGCGACGCAAGAGAUAAGAAUUAGCGAUUUGUUUGCUGUGCGUCUUUAGCCUCGUGGUGCUGUGGCAUCUGUAUGCCGCCAAUCGGGUGGCACAAUCCACCGGCGGCAGUGCACCCAGUGCCCAUGCGCUUCAGCAGUCGUCGUUGGACCAUGUCCCAUUGUCUCCAGAACAGCCAGCAGAGAUGGGAGAGCCAGGAGUGCCGGGUGAGCCAGUAGACCAGGCAGGACGAAGCCCUGGGUCCGAUUCCCCCCAACCCAAGCCCAUACUGGAGCAGGAACAGGAGCAGGAGCAGGUUCCGCAGCGGCAGCAGGCAAAGUAGGAGAGCAGCAAACACCGAGAGAAACCAGAGAAGAGGAGGAGAAGCAGCAGAAGAUUCAUAUUCA
Drosophila serrata is the source of this 7119-nucleotide messenger RNA. RefSeq names its product breast carcinoma-amplified sequence 3 protein rudhira (gene rudhira). Gene Ontology annotation, cellular component: cytoplasm. Gene Ontology annotation, biological process: autophagy; response to starvation. Lineage: Eukaryota; Metazoa; Arthropoda; Insecta; Diptera; Drosophilidae. Gene Ontology annotation, molecular function: protein binding. The record is from RefSeq and is a predicted model, not a curated record.